AUGCCAGGCAGUCAGUCUUCAAAUAAUGGGGGUCUUGAACCCGAAGAAAUGCCAAUCUCAUCAAGCCAGUGGCCGAGCUCACCCUCACCUGCCAUAUUGCCUGCCACGCCAAUAAUAAUAGGUGUCCCAUAUCAUCAACCCGCCGCCAAAUCUGCCUCCCAAUAUGCCGCGCAAUAUGCCUCCCAAUAUGCCUCCCAAUAUGCCUCCCAAUAUGCCUCCCAAUAUGCCUCCCAAUAUGCCUCCCAAUCCGCCUCCCAAUCCGCCUCCCAAUCCGCCUCCUGUAUACAUAUUUCAUGA
This is a messenger RNA of Blastomyces gilchristii SLH14081, 297 nucleotides long. RefSeq lists its product as uncharacterized. Lineage: Eukaryota; Fungi; Ascomycota; Eurotiomycetes; Onygenales; Ajellomycetaceae. The record is from RefSeq and is a predicted model, not a curated record. The coding region runs from base 1 to 297 and encodes 98 amino acids. The transcript has a single exon.